GGACUCACUUCUCCGCGGGAGCGAGCCCUAGUCCAGGCGGGCUGUGCCCGGGAGGGCUGAGCAUCGGGUUGCAGCUCUCCCAUCCUUCUGGCCCAGUUCGGGCUCCGGAGGACCCGGCAGGAGGCGUGGGGCGCUUUCCGAAGUUGUCUGCGGUAGCCUGCCGGACACGUUGUACGCUCUCGAACUGACCUGUCGGAGACGUAACCCUCGGACCAUGCACGCAGCCCGGACCCGGGGCGUCGCUACUCGUGCGCGCGGAGCAGCCAACUCCCCCAACUUUCAGCCAACACCUGCGCCGCCGCCCGCGCUGCUGCUGCUGCUCCUGUCUCUGGUAAGCCGCAUCUCCGCUCAGUCCGCUGCCCCUGGCCGAACACUGUUGUCCUCGGGUCUCAUGGGGGCUUCAGGGGUGCCUGCGGAAGAGGCUAUUGUGCUGGCGAACCGCGGACUCCGGGUGCCCUUCGGUCGUGAAGUCUGGCUGGACCCGCUGCACGACCUAGUGUUGCAGGUGCAGCCCGGAGACCACUGCGCGGUGACUGUGUUGGACAACGACGCGCUGGCCCAGCGGCCUGGCCGCCUGAGUCCCAAGCGCUUCCCGUGCGACUUCGGCUCGGGCGAGGUGUGCUACUCGCACCUGGGCGCUCUCAGCCCGUCGCGAGACCGAGUCCGGCUGCAGCUGCGCUAUGACUCUCAGGGAGGGGCGAUGGUGCUACCUCUGGUCCUGGAAGUGCAAGUGGUCUUCACUCAGCUGGAGGUCGUGACUCGAAACUCACCCCUGGUCGUGGAAGAACUGCUGGGGAUCAGCAAUGCCCUGGACUCGCGGAGCUUGGAGUUCGCCUACCAGCCCGAGACAGAGGAGUGCCGCGUGGGCAUCCUGUCCGGCCUGAGCGCGCUGCCUCGCUAUGGGGAACUCCUCCAUUCCCCGCAGGUUCCUGCAGAAGUCAGAGAGGGCGGCGUCCCCAAGCCUCUCUUGAUGGACUGCAGAGCUUUCCAGGAGUUGGGCGUGCGUUACCGCCACACAGCCCCCAGUCACUCACCCAACAGGGACUGGGUGCCCAUGGUAGUGGAGCUGCAUUCUCGAGGGGCUCCUGUGGACAGCCCUGCUUUAAAACGCGAGCACUUCCAGGUGUUGGUGAGGAUCCGCGGAGGGGCGGAGAACACUGCACCCAAGCCCAGUUUUGUGGCCAUGAUGAUGAUGGAAGUCGACCAGUUUGUACUUACUGCCCUGACUCCAGACAUGCUGGCCGCAGAGGAUGCUGAGUCUCCCCCGGACCUCUUGAUCUUCAACCUCACCUCUUCCUUCCAGCCUGGCCAGGGCUACUUGGUGAGCACUGAUGACCGCAGCCUGCCCCUCUCCUCCUUCACUCAGAGGGAUCUUCGCCUCCUGAAGAUUGCCUACCAGCCCCCCUCUGAAGACUCUGACCAGGAGCGUCUCUUCCAACUGGAGCUAGAGGUAGUGGACCCGGAAGGAGUAGCCUCAGACCCUUUCACCUUCAUGGUAGUGGUGAAACCCAUGAACACAUUGGCACCAGUGGUCACCCGGAACACUGGUCUGAUUCUCUAUGAGGGACAGUCCCGGCCACUCACAAGUCCUGCAGGCAGUGGACCACAAAACUUAGUCAUCAGUGAUGAAGAUGACCUGGAAGCAGUGCGCCUGGAAGUGGUGGCUGGGCUUCGCCACGGGCACCUUGUCAUUCUGGGUGCUUCCAGUGGCAACUCUGCCCCCAAGACCUUUACAGUGGCUGAGCUGGCAGCCGGCCAGGUGAUCUACCAGCAUGAUGACAGAGAUGUUUCCCUGAGUGACAACCUGGUGCUCCGCAUGGUGGAUGGAGGAAACAGGCACCAGGUGCAGUUUCUGUUCCCCAUCACCUUAGUACCUGUGGAUGAUCAGCCACCUGUUCUCAAUGCCAACACGGGGCUGACACUGGCAGAGGGUGAAACAGUGCCCAUCUCGCCCUUCACUCUGAGUGCCACUGACAUGGAUUCUGAUGACUCUCUUCUUCUUUUUGUGUUAGAGUCAUCCUCCUCCACCACAGGGCACCUGCUUCUCCGCCAAACUCAUCCUCCCCAUGAGGCACAGGAGCUGAUCAAGGGGCUUUGGAGGAAGCAGGGAGAAUAUUAUGAGCGAAAAGUGACAGAGUGGCAGCAGAAGGACAUAACAGAGGGGAGGCUGUUCUACAGGCAUUCUGGGCCCCAUAGUCCUGGGGCAGUGAUGGAUCAAUUCACCUUUAGAGUCCAGGAUAACCAUGACCCCCCUAAUCAAUCUGGACUACAAAGGUUUGUGAUACGAAUUCAUCCUGUGGAUCACCUCCCUCCAGAGCUGGGCAGUGGCUGUCCCCUUCGGAUGGUGGUGCAGGAAUCCCAGCUCACACCACUGAGGAAAAAAUGGCUACGCUACACUGACCUGGACACAGAUGACCGAGAGCUUCAGUACACAGUGACCCAGCCCCCCAUGGACACAGAUGAAAACCACUCACCAGCCCCGCUGGGCACAUUGGUCCUUACUGACAACCCCUCAGUGGUGGUGACCCAUUUUACUCAAGCCCAGAUCAAUCACCAUAAAAUUGCUUACAGACCCCCAAGUCAAGAACUGGGAGUGGCUGCGAGAGUGGCUCAGUUCCAGUUCCAGGUGGAGGACCAAGCUGGGAAUGUGGCACCUGGCACCUUUACCCUUUACCUGCAGCCUGUGGACAACCAGCCACCUGAUAUUCUCAACACUGGGUUCACUAUUCAGGAGAAGGGCCACCACAUUUUGAGUGAAACUGAGUUGCAUGUGACUGACGUGGACACUGAUGUGGCCCAUAUCUCUUUCACUCUUACACAGGCACCCAAACAUGGCCACAUGCAAGUGUCUGGACAGGUCCUGCCUGUUGGAGGGCUCUUCUACAUAGAGGACAUAAAACAGGGCCGGAUUUCCUAUGUUCAUAAUGGGGAUGAGUCCUUGGCUGAUAGCUGCUCCUUGGAGGUCAGUGAUAGACACCAUGUGGUACCCAUCACCCUCAGAGUGAAUGUUCGGAAUGUUCGGCCAGUGGACCAUGUGGUGCCCAUGCUAAGCUUUCCGACUGGCACUCUAGAGUCGUAUCUAGAUGUUUUAGAAAAUGGGGCUACUGAAAUCACUGCCAAUGUCAUUAAGGGGACUAAUGAGUACACUGAUGAUUUGAUGUUAACUUUUCUGUUAGAAGAUCCACCCUUGUAUGGGGAGAUCUUGGUCAGUGGAGCUCCGGCAGAGCGGUUCACUCAAAGGGACAUCUUGGAAGGCUCUGUGGCCUAUGUCCACACCAGUGGUGAGAUUGGCUUGUUGCCCAAAGUAGACUCUUUUAACCUGAGUCUGUCAGAUAUGUCUCAAGAAUGGAGAAUCAGUGGCAAUACUAUCCAGGGUGUUACUGUGUGGGUGACCAUCCUCCCUGUGGACAGUCAGUCUCCCAUAAUUUCUGUGGGUGAACAGUUUAUAGUCUUGGAAGGUGACAAAAGUGUUAUUACCUCAACACAUAUAAGUGCAGAAGAUAUAGACUCCCUGAAUGAUGACAUCUUGUGCACAAUAGUUAUUCAGCCAACUUCAGGUUAUGUUGAAAACAUUUCUCCAGCUCCAGGCUCUGAGAAAUCAAGUGCAGGGGUUGCCAUAAGUGCCUUCUCUCUAAAAGAUCUCAGGCAGAGUCACAUUAACUAUGUCCAGAGUGUCCAUAAAGGGGUGGAACCUGUGGAAGACCGAUUUGUAUUUCGUUGUUCUGAUGGCAUUAACUUUUCAGAGAGACAAUUUUUCCCCAUUGUAGUCAUUCCCACCAAUGAUGAACAGCCAGAAAUGUUUAUGAGAGAAUUUAUGGUGAUGGAAGGCAUGAGUCUGGUGAUCGAUACACCCAUUCUCAAUGCUGCAGAUGCUGACAUUCCCCCAGAUGAUUUAACUUUCACUAUUACCCAAUUUCCCACUCAUGGUCAUAUCAUGAACCAGUUGAUAAAUGGCACAGUUUUGGUCAAAAGUUUCACCUUGGACCAGAUCAUAGAGAGUUCUAGCAUUAUUUAUGAGCAUGAUGACUCUGAGACCCAGGAAGACAGUUUCGUGAUUAAACUAACAGAUGGCAAGCACUCUGUGGAAAAGAUGGUCCUCAUUAUGGUUAUUCCUGUUGAUGAUGAGACUCCCAGAAUGGCCAUCAAUAAUGGACUGGAAAUAGAAAUUGGGGAAACGAAAAUUAUCAACAACAAAAUAUUAAUGGCAACUGACUUAGACUCUGAAGACAAAUCCUUGGUUUAUGUUAUGCGUUAUGGGCCAGAACAUGGCGUAUUACAGAGGCGAAAACUUACAGGUGCCUUUGAAAAUAUCACACUGGGCAUGAAUUUUACCCAGGAUGAAGUGGACAGAAACUUAAUUCAGUAUGUUCAUUAUGGGCAAGAGGGCAUUCGAGACUUAAUUAAAUUUGAUGUGACUGAUGGAAUAAAUCCCCUCAUAGAUCGUUACUUUUACGUAUCCAUUGGGAGCAUUGACAUUGUCUUCCCUGAUGUCAUAAGCAAGGGAGUGUCACUGAAAGAAGGUGGGAAAGUCACUCUCACAACAGACCUACUAAGCACCAGUGACUUGAACAGUCCUGAUGAAAAUUUAGUUUUUACCAUCACCAGGGCUCCCACAAGAGGUCACUUAGAAUGCACAGAUCAAACUGGAGUGUCCAUCAUAUCUUUCACUCAGCUUCAACUAGCUGGCAACAAAAUCUACUAUAUCCACACGGCAGAAGAUGAGGUGAAGAUGGACAGUUUUGAGUUCCAAGUCACUGAUGGUCGUAACCCUGUCUUCCGAACAUUCCGAAUUUCCAUUAGUGAUGUGGACAACAAAAAGCCAGUGGUCACCAUUCAUAAUUUGGUGCUCAGCGAAAGUGAAAGCAAGCUGAUCACUCCCUUUGAACUCACUGUUGAAGACAGAGAUACCCCUGACAAACUCCUGAAAUUCACUGUUACCCAGAUGCCAGUUCACGGUCAUAUACUCUUCAACAAUACCAGACCUGUCAUGGUUUUUACCAAGCAAGACUUGAAUGAAAACUUAAUAAGCUACAAACAUGAUGGCACAGAGUCAACUGAAGACAGCUUCUCCUUCACAGUGACGGAUGGCACGCACACUGACUUCUAUGUUUUUCCCGAUACAGUAUUUGAAACAAGGAGACCUCAAGUGAUGAAGAUCCAGGUCUUAGCUGUUGAUAAUAAUGCUCCUCAAAUUGCAGUGAAUAAAGGGGCCUCUACACUUCGCACUCUGGCCACUGGCCACUUGGGUUUCAUGAUCACAAGCAAAAUAUUGAAAGUGGAGGACAGAGACAGCCUGCACUUUUCUCUUCAGUUUGUUGUGACAGAGGACCCUCGACAUGGGUAUCUUCUGAACCUGGGCAAAGGCAACCACAGCAUCUAUCAGUUUACCCAAGCUGACAUUGAUGACAUGAAAAUAUGCUAUGUCUUGAAAGAGGGGGCCAAUGCCACAAGUGACAUGUUCCGUUUUACAGUUGAAGACGGUGGUGGCAACAAGUUAACCAACCAGCAUUUUCGUCUGAAUUGGGCAUGGAUCUCCUUUGAAAAGGAAUAUUACCUGAUCAAUGAAGACUCCAAAUUUCUAGAUGUCGUUCUUAAACGUAGAGGUUACUUGGGAGAAACUUCAUUUAUAAGUAUUGGCACACGAGACGGGACAGCAAAAAAAGACAAAGACUUCAAGGGCAAAGCACAGAGGCAAGUGCAGUUCAACCCGGGCCAGACCAGGGCCACGUGGAGAGUGCGGAUCCUGAGUGACGGGGAGCACGAGCACUCCGAGGCCUUCCAGGUGGUUCUCUCGGAGCCCGUGCUGGCCGCCCUGGAGUUCCCCGCCGUGACCACAGUGGAGAUCAUUGAUCCAGGCGACGAAUCAACUGUAUUCAUUCCCCAGUCUGAAUACACCAUUGAAGAAGAUGUGGGGGAACUGUUCAUUCCCAUCAGAAGGAGUGGAGAUGUCAGCCAGGAACUCAUGGUGAUCUGUUCUACACAGCAAGGAACAGCAACAGGAACGGUGCCGACUUCAGUGCUGUCUUACUCUGAUUACAUAUCUAGGCCUGAGGACCACACCAGCGUUGUCCGCUUUGACAAAGAUGAGCGGGAGAGAAUGUGCAGAAUAGUUGUGAUUGACGACUCCUUGUAUGAAGAGGAGGAAAUGUUCCAUGUGCUUCUGAGCAUGCCCAUGGGUGGGAGACUGGGCUCCGAGUUCCCAGGGGCUCAGGUUACAAUCCUCCCAGACAAGGAUGACGAACCCACCUUCUACUUCGGGGACGUGCAGUACUCCGUGGAUGAGAGCGCGGGCCACGUGGAGGUGCGGGUGUGGAGAGUGGGUACCGACCUCUCCAGGCCUUCCAGUGUCACGGUGAGAUCUCAGAAAACGGACCCUCCUUCUGCAGAUGCUGGAACAGACUAUGUGGGAAUCAGUCGUAAUUUAGAUUUUGCACCUGGAGUCAACAUGCAGACUGUUCGUGUUACCAUUCUGGAUGACCUUGGACAACCAGUACUGGAAGGAAUCGAGAAAUUUGAACUGGUGCUUCGAAUGCCUAUGAAUGCUGCCCUUGGUGAGCCCAGCAAAGCAACAGUGUCUAUAAACGACUCUGUCUCUGAUUUGCCUAAGAUGCAGUUCAAAGAGCGAGUAUACACUGGUAGUGAAAAUGACGGGCAGGUAACUGCAGUGAUCCACAGGAGUGGGGAUGUCCAGUACAGGUCUUCAGUGAGAUGCUACACACGGCAAGGGUCCGCGCAGGUGAUGAUGGACUUUGAAGAACGCCCGAAUACUGACAUUUCAAUCAUCACAUUCCUCCCUGGUGAGACUGAAAAGCCAUGUAUCCUUGAGCUGAUGGAUGAUACACUCUAUGAGGAAGUAGAGGAACUCCGCCUGGUACUUGGCACCCCACAAAGCAACUCCCCUUUUGGGGCUGCAGUUGGUGAACAAAAUGAAACUCUGAUAAGGAUCCAAGAUGAUGCUGACAAGACUGUGAUCAAAUUUGGAGAAACCAAAUUUACCAUCACAGAACCCAAAGAGCCAGGACAGUCUGUGGUUGUAAAAAUUCCAGUGAUGCGCCAAGGAGACACUUCUCAAGUUUCCAUCGUGAGAGUCCACACAAAAGACGGCUCAGCCAUCUCUGGGGAAGAUUAUCACCCUGUGUCAGAAGAAAUUGAGUUUAAGGAAGGAGAAACCCAGCACAUUGUUGAAAUUGAAGUAAUCUUCGAUGGACUAAGAGAGAUGCGAGAGGCCUUCACAGUUCACCUCAAACCUGAUGAAAAUAUGAUAGCAGAGACACAGAUGGCCAAAGCCAUUGUGUAUAUAGAAGAAAUAAACAGCAUGGCAGAUGUCACUUUUCCUUCUGUUCCUCAAAUUAUGUCCUUGCUACUGUAUGAUGACACUUCCAAAGACAAGGAGGUUGCUGGACCUGUGUCUGGCUAUCCUGUCAUCUGCAUCACAGCAUGCAACCCCAAAUAUUCAGACUAUGACAAAACAGGCUCCAUUUGUGCAAGUGAGAACAUCAAUGACACUUUGACCCGCUACCGAUGGCUAAUUAGUGCUCCCACAGGACCUGAUGGCGUCACCAGCCCCAUGAGAGAGGUGGACUUUGACACAUUUUUUACAUCGUCCAAGAUGAUCACCUUAGACUCCAUAUACUUUCAGCCUGGCUCCCGGGUGCAGUGCGCAGCCCGUGCUGUAAACACCAAUGGCAACGAAGGCCUGGAGCUGAUGAGCUCUAUCGUAACCAUUGGCAGAGAGGAAGGUCUCUGUCAGCCCCGAGUGCCCGGGGUAGUGGGUGCCGAGCCAUUCUCAGCUAAAUUACGCUACACAGGCCCACGGGACCCAGAAUACCCAAACUUCAUCAAGCUCACUGUCAUCAUGCCACACAUAGAUGGCAUGCUUCCUGUCAUCUCCACCAGGGAACUCUCCAACUUUGAGCUGACCCUCAGCCCUGAUGGCACAAGGGUGGGAAACCACAAGUGCUCCAACCUUCUGGAUUAUACGGAAGUGAAGACCCACCAUGGCUUCUUGACUGAUGCUACAAAAAAUCCAGAGGUCAUUGGAGAAAUGUAUCCUUACCAGUACAGUGCACCUCUCAGAGGCUCCAGCACCUUACGCUUCUACCGGAACCUGAACCUGGAGGCCUGUCUGUGGGAGUUUGUCAGCUACUAUGACAUGUCAGAGCUCCUGGCUGACUGUGGGGGCACCAUUGGGACGGAUGGACAGGUCCUAAACUUAGUGCAGUCCUACGUGACCCUGCGAGUUCCUCUGUAUGUUUCCUAUGUGUUCCAUUCCCCAGUUGGGGUAGGAGGCUGGCAGCAUUUCGAUUUGAAGUCAGAGCUUCGUCUGACUUUUGUGUAUGACACUGCCAUCUUGUGGAAUGAUGGGAUUGGCAGCCCACCAGAAGCUGAACUCCAAGGUUCUCUCUAUCCGACCAGCAUGCGCAUCGGUGAAGAGGGGCGCCUGGCCGUGAACUUUAAGACAGAGGCUCAGUUCCAUGGCUUAUUUGUGCUGUCACAUCCCGCCUCCUUCACAAGCUCCAUGAUCAUAUCAGCUGAUCACCCAGGCCUGACUUUUUCCCUCCACCUCAUAAGGAGUGAACCAACCUAUAACCAGCCUAUACAGCAAUGGAGCUUUGUCUCUGACUUUGCAAUACGUGACUACUCAGGGACUUACACUGUAAAGCUGGUGCCAUGCACCACACCUUCCAAUCAGGAGUACCGCCUGCCAGUCACCUGCAACCCCAGAGAGCCUGUCACCUUUGACCUUGACAUUCGAUUCCAACAGGUCAGUGAUCCAGUGGCAGCUGAGUUUAGCUUGAAUACCCAGAUGUACCUACUCUCCAAGAAGAGUCUCUGGUUGUCAGAUGGAUCCAUGGGAUUCGGGCAAGAGAGUGAUGUUGCUUUUGCAGAAGGUGAUAUAAUUUAUGGUCGUGUCAUGGUAGAUCCCGUCCAGAAUCUGGGUGACUCCUUCUACUGUAGCAUUGAGAAGGUGUUCCUUUGCACUGGAGCUGAUGGCUAUGUUCCCAAAUACAAUCCGACAAAUGCAGAGUAUGGAUGCCUAGCUGAUUCUCCUUCACUUUUGUAUAGAUUUAAAAUUGUGGACAAAGCUCAGCCAGAGACACAAGCUACCAGUUUUGGAAAUGUCCUGUUCAAUGCUAAACUAGCAGUGGAUGACCCUGAAGCCAUUCUCCUAGUGAAUCAGCCUGGAUCUGAUGGAUUUAAAGUUGACUCAACACCACUCUUUCAGGUUGCUUUGGGCCGGGAAUGGUACAUACACACCAUUUAUACGGUAAGAUCAAAAAACACCAAUCGAGGCAUUGGCAAAAGAAGUGUGGAGUACCAGUACCACACUCUGGUGCAGCAGGAGAAGCCUCAGGAGACUGCGGAGAGCAGGAAGAAGAGGGAGAUCAGGAGCAUGCCCCCUCUGGCAUGGGAAAUCGGUGCUGAAAACAACAGAGGAACAAACAUCCAGCACAUUGCCCUGGAGCGCACCAGCAAGAGGCAGAUCCCUCAAGGGAGAGUUCCUCCUGAUGGUGUCCUGCCACAGGAGUUCAACAGUCCCAGCUCUGAGCUCAGCCUGGUCACUGUUGUGGGAGGUAUCGCAGUGGGAUUGCUCACCAUCUGCCUCACUGUCAUUGCAGCAAUGAUGUGCAAGAGCAAGAAGAGUGCCAAUGGGAAGGACACUCCGAAGGGCUCAGGCAGCAGCAAGCCCAUGAUGUCCCCACAGAGCCACCACAAUGACAGCUCAGAGGUGUGAUGACCACAGGUCAGAUUCAGCCUUCUUCUCAAGUGCCGUGGAAAAGUCUGAAACAGGACCCCAAAUGCUUCUGAUAAACUGCAGAAAACUGGGGACUUCUGUAAUGAAGCUGCUCGGAGAAGCUGACUGUACUAAUAUACUUUGAUUUGAAUUCUGUCUACUCUUUGCAUCCAAGGACAAAUUCAGACCACAGCUUUCCUCUUCCCCAUGGGGCAUCAACGAUGUACUCACUCCUACACAGGCAGAGCCAUGGAUGGAUGGAAAUGUACUUAUUUUAUGCAUGUUAUCUACACAACAGAGAUGAACCUGCUUAACGGUGCUAACAGACUCUCUCUGGAGCUUGAGAGGAGUCUGCUUUUACUGUGUUAGUGUGAACCUUGAAGGUGCAAUUAUCACACUUUUUAUUCAUUAUAUAAUCAGUGAUCACUAGAAAGGUUUUAGUUGGUAGUCUGGAAGAACAAUAAACACACACUGUUUACUAUGACAAGUUUUCUAGGUGAGAACAGCAUAGAAUUAUGACCAGGGCUAACUGAACCCACAAAUCACCUUUUCUACUAUUUGGCACAGAGUGGAAAGAAAGAUAGAAAUGAAUUCACUUGCAUGAAUUUGAAUUGCUUUUCAUCUUCCUCAAAUCCUCUUUGUUUCAUUUGCUAUUUAAUUUUAAAUUAAACCAAAGAAUAUGUUAAUUCUAGGAAAGAUUUUUAUGAGUAGAGCUCUUACAUGGCAAUAUAUCUUAUUGGUGCUCAACACUUGUGGGAAAUGAGAGGGUGAGUGACAUUUUUAUGACAAAGAAACACCAUAGAGUCAGAUUCACUACAAGACAGUGUUCUAUAAGAAUUGAGCCUUGUUAUUUGCAGUAUUGAACCCACAAAUGAUAAUGAGAAACAUCUUUACAGAUGGUGAAGGGAGAAAGUGGUAUUUAUUAAUAUGUAUAACCAGAGUGACUUUUAUACAUACUUUGUAGAAUAAAAGAACAUUUUGACAGGUGGCAUAUGAGGUUAUCCCUCAGAGUGGCACAGCCAGACAAAAACAUGCAGAACUUAAAAGCAGCUGUAGGAUAUUUUAUUAGAUUUCUAAUCAUAUCUGAUUAAAACAAUAGAAAUCUCUGCAAUAGUAAUUCCAGAAGUAGUCUUCCAGGGGGCCAGCCUGUUGAUCAUAUUCUUCUUUCAUCUAGCAAGAAAGCAUCAUUCUCUGGCAUCCUCAGAUCACUGAGUUGGGGCCAUGAGGUCCCUCUUAUGCCCUGAAUAUAAUUUGUUAGCACUGCUGAUCAUUCACCCUACAAAACCAAGGAAUUUGAGUGACUUCAUUAGCAAGCCUCCUAUGGCCUUUCUGCAGAAUUCUUUUUUUAAAAUCAAAUGGCAGAAUUGUAGUCAGGAAGUGAAAAUUUCAAUAGUUUCAUGACUAAUCUUCCAAAAGCUACUAAAUAUAUUUCAAACAAAAAUGAGGCUGGGAGAAACAGAGUGAUGUCUAAAGUACUCAAAGGACUGACAUCAAGGUACUGCCUGGAAUUCCUUCCAAGUCCCAGCCAGUCUCUUGCCAACUGGACAUCCUGGUGGAAGGGAGGUUUUGGGAACGAAAUGUCUCCUCAGGUAAUACAAGCACAUUACAUUUGGCAUCUGUAAGCACCAGCCUGCUUUUGAUUGAGAAAAGGACCCGGCUGGUGCUGGUACAGGAAGAGAAGUGAAAUGUGUCUAAUACUUGCCUCCCUUCAUUUAGGCAGCUCUGCACUUCACAUUCAAAGUCUUGUAAUGAAUAAAGUAGACUGCAGUAUCUUCUAUUGGACAGUCUCCAAGUAUCAUCUGCAUCUCAAGGAUUUCCCCCAAGAACCUAUAUAAACAAAAAGUACUGUACAGCCCAGGAGUUCACUAUCAAAACUAGUAAUGAUACUUUCUUAAUUAUCCCCCUUUCUUUUGCUUUAUCUUCUUGCAGAUACUUAGCUACAUUUUUGGCUACCUCAUAAUUUGCAUGAGAAUUAACAUGAAUUAAGCAGUUCCAAAUUGUGCAUGGGAUUAUUACUAUUUAACACUAGGCUCAAUUUAUGAAAACUUAGAACUAGAAUUCUCAAUCAACUUCCUGACACUUUUGCAGUGAAACUCUUCGUAACCUGACUAUCUCCACAUCUCUAUCAGUGAAUACAGUAAUCAGGAAAGCAUCAUUAUGACAGAUCUGUUUUAAGCCUUUCAACCAGGCUAGCUUUACACCAAAUUUCACUCUGCAAGUUGUUGUUCUAAUGAAGUUAUCAUGUAUAAAUUGGAGAGCUUAUUAAUUAUAGAACAAAUCUAUCCCUUUCUAACAAAAAGAAAUUUCUCCUCCAUCUCUUCUCAUCUCUUCUCUCCAUCUGUUCUUCUUUUUCUCUGUCUGCUCUUCUCAUCCCUUCUCUCUUUUCUUUUUUCCCUUCAUCCCCUUGGAAAAAGAGAGAAUCUAUGGGAAAUAGGCAGAUAUAGCUUCUGUAAGUAAAAAUUACUUGGAUUUUUGCCUCAUUUAAAAAUAUAUAUAUUUACUAAAUACAUGACAUACUAUACAUUAAAACUCCUUUCUGUAGAAAAAAUAAGGUAAUAUGUUUUUUGUUAAAUAAAACAGACCCUUAUUUUCAAGACUUUGUUUUUAAAGAACUGUUCUGGUAUUAUCAGAGCAAUUACAUAAAAUAUCUUUUCCUAGAGAACAGGAUGUAGUCAGUAAUAGCUCCUUAGUUACUUAGUACCCCUUGACCCCCAUCAGGAUCUUGUUGAUAUUAAAUAGUAAAACCACAAAAUGAAAAUAAAUAUUACCAUUCAUAUUUAUGUAGCCUAAGCAUAUGAACCAUGAAGUAUUAAAAUGCACAAAUGAAGUGUAAUGAUUGUCUCAUUUGUUACUGUUCAUUCCCUUAGUUGACAUUUACUGAAGGCUCACCUCAGAUUGAUUAGUCAUUCUGAGAAGUUAAGUAGAAACCCAGCUACUUCCCCUGUCCUCCGGGAGGUUAUAAUCACCUGAGGCUCUUUCCUGGGACUAACAUGUCAGAACUUGCAUCAAGUUCUCCUCUGGACCAAGAACACAUCAUACGUAUCUGUGAAACACAAUUUAAAAAUCUCUCCACAACACCAAUAGUACAAUACACUCUCUUCCUCUACAAAAUCCCUGUCUGUUAUAAAUCAUUCUGAUCACAGAUCAAAUACAAAAUACUUCCACCCAUUAAUUUGAUGGAAUUGAUGAUGAACCCGCACAGAGGAAAUAUGUUGUAAUACAUAGGUAACCCCUGCAUUUUCCUUUCCUCUUGGUGGAUGAUAGGCCCACUUUAUUCCAAGAGAGGGAUGCAGCACGUGAGCUCGUCUACCUUUACCACCACCAGCAUCUCCUGAAGCCCACCCUCUCCCCAGCAUCUUCAGUAGUUGGACAAUAGAGUUAAGAUCAGUUAGAGAGCUGCUGCCAAGACCCUGCAUAGCAUCUGUGACCGGAAGGACCGGUAGCAAGCUCCAAGGACUUGUAGGACUCUAUAAGGAACAACGGAGCACUACCAAGUCAUCUUCCCUUUAAUUCUUUUCCAGGGUACCAACUCUAAGGACAACAUUAAAAAUGGAAAUAGAUGUAGCCAGACAAAAAUUACAGAAAACCUUUCUCCAUACAUUUCAGUGCUAGAAGUUAAGGUAUUUCCAAGUUGAACAAUGUGAAAGUAGCAAUAUCAGAAUUAAUGUAAUGACAGUUACAUUUUAAAAGUGUCAAAUUUUCUUUUGAAAACACCUAUUUAAUAUUAACAUGGAAACCAGUUCCAUCCUUCAAUAGGAAAAAGAAAGACUAUUAUUAAAGAUGCAAAUAUUUUACAAAUUGGAAACUUUCAUACUUGUAUUAUUUUGAGAACUAUUUUUUUGAAACUUUUAAAUUUUCUUGCCAUGAUAGCAAUAAUAAGAGUAUGAAAACAACUGUCUUUACCAACUGUAUGGCAAGUGAAUAUUUCUCAAAUGUUCAAUUAGUCUGACAUACCAAGGCUGAGAAAUGUGUAAUUUGGAAGGAAGCUAUAAAUACUAGUAUUUGCACACAUAUUCACAAAUACACACAUAUGCAUGCACACAUAAAAAUAAACAUACCUCUGAAGGCAUAGUACCAACUGAAAUAAAUUAUAUGAUGAUUUUCAAGUCAACAGAGAGGUCAUUUAUGAAAUUUACUAUCCUAAGAGUUUCUUUGGCCUUAGUUCAAAAUUUAAUAUGUUUUCUUCAGAAAUUUUCCUAGAAUUGAUCCUAGUAUUGUAAAGUAAUGACAGAAAUUCUCGGGAAAUAUUGCCUGUAGGUUAAGGAUCGCCACUGUCUAUUUUUUCUCUUGUCUAUAUCCUUCCAUUUUAAGGAACAAAGGACUUCGGGAUUUCAGUAGCUGUUUUAUUCUGAUAGAAACUUUAAAAUAGAGUAUAAUAUUUUCCUUCACUUUCCACCAGAAAGACUAUGUAGAAUUAUGUUUUAAUUUUUUGAGAGUCUUGAUAUGUAGUUCAGGUUGGCCUUGAACUUACUGUGUAUCCCAGCCUGGCCUCUAACUUGGUGACCCUCUUGCCUAAGUCUCCCAAGUGCUGUGCUUAUAGGCAUGCACCACCCAGCCCAACCAGAGAUUUUUUGAAUAAGAAAAAAAAAGCCAGCUGUCUCUCGUAAACAAAAAUUGAUGAAACAAAAUAUACUAAACCGAGUCUCUUUUGACUUAACUUUAUUGGGAGAAAGUGAGAAUAUUAAAUUUGCAAGCCUCAAUCCAUUUUUCUUUCUUUCCUAUCUUUGCAUUUAAUUUUUCUCCUGAUGUUUGUUUCUGUGCAUUUUUCUAAUAUUCUGUUUUACUAAAGAACAAUAAAAACAAACAAAAAACUAUUCUAGCAACAACAUCUACUUUACUUCUCCUUUCUCUCUCUUUCUCCAUCUCUCUCUUCUUCUUCCUCUCUCUCUCUCUCUCUCUCAUUGUUUCUUUUACUUAGUGAACUAGGUUUUUCUUUUUGGACUAUUUGUUUUUCAUUCUUUUAGUAAUACUUCCCAUUACCACUUUCCCUACGUAGUUAGCAUUCCCGUUCCUCUGAAAGCUGGGCUGUCCACACAACAUUUAUGUAUAAAUCCCUUUUGUAUAAAAUGUUAAAGCUUUGGGGUGAAAGAAAAAAAUUCCUGCCAAAAAUCAAAAGCAUCAUAUUGAAUAAUAAUCUGCACCUUGAUUUUCUCUCAGCAGAAGUUCAACCUUGACAUUUAAGAUUUUAAAAUCCCUUUAAGGAUUUCAGGCCGUAUGAAUCUCUUUAGGAUGAUUGAAUACUUUACAAUGAAACCAGCAGCCAAAAAAAUUGCUAUCAUCUCAACAGCAUUGACAUUUUAAAAUUAUAAUUAUUAAAUGCACAAUGCUCCUCUACUCUCAGCCAGAUGUGCUCUCACCGAUUACAUAAUCACUUAAACACUGAAGGUCAAUUUCUGUGGAUUUUUGUUUUUUCCAGUGUUUCAAUAAACCUCUCCCAUAAGAACUGUCAGUCUUGUGCCAUAAAAAGAGAGAAAUUUUUGAAAACUAAAAAUAAAGAGAAUUAUAAUAAAAGUAAUUGAAAUAUAGAAAAGUAGUUACUGGUAAGAACAAAAGACCAUUUCUGUAAGGGCCAAAAUAAUGCACAUUACAAAAAAUAGUACAAAGCAGUCUUUUUCUGUGACUUGAGGAAUUCAAGUUUUUGGCAAGAUAUUUUCCAAGCCCAUUUGUGUAUUAUAUAAAACUAUCCUGGGCAUGGAGCUGUGCAUUUUAUAAUUGCAUUAAGUGCUUCCUUCUUUCCAAGUGCUUCCCAUGAUACUUAGUAACUUUUUAUAUUUGUCUAGCCAUUGAGUAACACAUCUGUGUAGUGGAAUUACUUGGAGAAUUUAAUAGCUUGUGCUAAUUUCUCAUAGAAAUUCUUCAAAAACAAACAGGGUCUAGUUUAUUUCAUGUGUUUGCUAAGUUACUGCACAUUUUCUGGGUAUUCACAUUUAUUCCUGGAAAUCUAAUUAAUGCAAAUAAAUUGGAGUCAUUCAGCCUAAUUCCAUGUUUAAAAGAACUGUUGCUACCAUUUGUGUUUCAUACCUACACUGUUUUUCUUCAAAGUGUAUUACAUGCUUAAUAUAAAUAAAGCCCAUAUAAAUGUAUGUUCAAAUGGUCCAGUUAUUGCGGUGUUUUCUGUAACUUAUCUACACUAAAAUCAUAGAAUUCCUGUAUUCUGUAGUGUAUGUCAGUUUUUUUCAUUCUGGUUCUGGAGCUAUGAGAUGUGUGCGCCCUCCCAACUACCAUCCUGCCUCUGGUAGUAAAUGUUUGCUCAUCCUCAGCAAGACAUGCUCAAAAGGUCCUGGUGCCUGCCCUACCAAGUGUCUGGCCGACAGAAAUGCAAGACAGUUUGUUGACUUCAUAAGAUUCAUAAAGGGUGCUGAGGAAGCUG
This is a messenger RNA of Heterocephalus glaber (naked mole-rat), 16106 nucleotides long. RefSeq names its product FRAS1 related extracellular matrix 2 (gene Frem2). The record is from RefSeq and is a predicted model, not a curated record. Gene Ontology annotation, biological process: cell communication; anatomical structure morphogenesis. Gene Ontology annotation, cellular component: membrane. NCBI's taxonomy places the organism in Eukaryota, Metazoa, Chordata, Mammalia, Rodentia, Bathyergidae.